This is a messenger RNA of Scatophagus argus, 2171 nucleotides long. RefSeq names its product docking protein 6 (gene dok6). The coding region runs from base 308 to 1306 and encodes 332 amino acids. Gene Ontology annotation, biological process: positive regulation of MAPK cascade; cell surface receptor protein tyrosine kinase signaling pathway. The record is from RefSeq and is a predicted model, not a curated record. NCBI's taxonomy places the organism in Eukaryota, Metazoa, Chordata, Actinopteri, Scatophagidae. The transcript has 8 exons. Gene Ontology annotation, cellular component: cytoplasm.
GGAAGCGCACCUCUUCCCUGCUCUCCUCCUCCUCCUCCGCCUCCUCCUCCUCCUGUGUGCUCUCCUCACCGGCUCCAGUGAAUCAGCUGACGAAUGGUAUCUCCCUCCUCUCCCGGAUGGAUCACGCCGCUGAAGCCGGACAGCCUGAGCGCUGACACAGGAGCAGGUUGUCCGCCGUUGGCUCUCCUGCUGCUGGAUGCGAUCGAGCCUCAAGUAAAAGACUCCGCCGCACAAAGAAAGAGGCUACUUUAGUGAACCUUUCUUUUAAUUUUCACCUCGGGCAGGAAGCUGCCCGCUUCCCCUCGCCAUGGCUUCCAACUUCAACGACAUAGUCAAACAGGGAUACGUGAGGAUACGGAGUAAGAAACUGGGGAUCUUCCGGAGGUGUUGGCUGGUCUUCAAGAAGGCCUCCAGUAAAGGACCCCGACGGUUAGAGAAGUACCCAGACGAGAAGGCAGCGUACUUCAGGAGUUUCCACAAGAUCACUGAGCUCCAUAACAUCAAGAACAUUACCCGGAUGCCGCGGGAGACAAAAAAGCAUGCUGUGGCGAUAAUCUUCUGUGACGACACAUCCAAGACAUUUUCCUGCGAAUCAGAGCUGGAUGCAGAGGAAUGGUGUAAGCUGCUGUGCAUGGAGUGCCUGGGCAGCCGUCUCAACGACAUCAGCCUGGGAGAGCCAGACCUGUUAGCAGCGGGGGUGCAGCGGGAGCAGAACGAACGUUUCAACGUGUACCUGAUGCCCACCCCUAACCUGGACAUCUAUGGGGAGUGCACCAUGCAAAUCACCCAUGAAAACAUCUACCUGUGGGACAUUCACAACGCUCGCCUAAAGCUCGUCAUGUGGCCUCUCAGCUCCCUGCGCAGAUACGGACGAGACUCCACCUGGUUCACCUUUGAGUCUGGAAGGAUGUGUGACACAGGAGAGGGUUUGUUCACGUUCCAGACACGGGAGGGGGAGAUGAUCUACCAGCGUGUCCAUUCGGCUACGCUGGCCAUUGCCCAGCAGCAUGAGAGGAUGAUGGAGGAGAUGGAGAAGAGCUCCCAGAUCCACUCCAGAGAGACGCUAACCAAGUCCAUCUCCCUGCCACGCAGCGCCUACUGGCAGCACAUCACGCGUCAGAACAGCGUGGGAGACCUCUACAGUUACCAAGGAAGCGGCCUCACAAUGACUUUCAUCCCUCGAGCACAGACGUUCCCCAGCUUUCUGUCUGAUGAGCCAGAACGGGAGGAGAGCCAGCGCCAGGAAGAGGCACCAUCGCCCUCUAGUGGCUGUGAAUCCAGUUGCAGCCUGAGACCCCUUCAAUGACAGAGAAUUGCACCACCAAAACUGGACACUUUUCCCACUACUGUAGAAAGGAUGUAGAAAUAUGUAUACAUGUGUAAUAUAUCAUUUCCUGGUCAACUGUAAAGUGAGUGGUACAUGAAAAGGAUCCUGAAUAGGAUGAUUUUUUGUAUGUUGGGUGACAGCUGCAUUAGCUUCAAAGAUUGCACCAAAAAUCCUCUUAGCGUAGUUUUAACAUGUUUUAUGUUGUUGGUACGCUGCCAAAGCCAGCAGGAACCCCCCCCCGCGCCCCUUUUCUUUUUAAAUCCACGAACUGCGUCUUUAGAAGAAGUUAGAGGUACUCACACACUAAGUUCCACUGUAAAACAAUGUUAAAAAAGGCUUCUGAUCUUAAAUUGAUGCAGUCGGACUCGUUCCAACAAUGUGCUGCCUCAGCAACCAUUUUCAGAGAAAUUCCACCAUUUUUAACACACAUCCACCCAUUCUUACUGUACUUCGCUCCCUCCCCAGAAUGUGAAAUUGAUCAAUGCCUUACACCAAAACCGCUUGACUUUGACGGCAGUGAUGAAUCAGCUAAAGCCCUUAAUCGGUUACAACCAGCAAGGGGAAAAAGUCAUUCAGAAAUGUGCUUCAAGGAUGUAGGAGUGGAUUGUCUUGUCAGAAAUGAUAGAAUGCAACCUUCUCACAGCCUCAACUUUAAACUGCCAACCCGACGUCACACUAGCAGGGCAGUUUGGUUCCAACAGCUUCCGAGCUCUUCUCCAGCCCCACAUGUGGUGUAUGAUAACUAGAUAAUUAUGGUGGCCUGACGGGGCGAGUUAUGCAAGGCAGAAGUAAAGUGAGUUAAGUGUUAUGUUCAUACUAUAUUAAAAUUUAGGAGAGAAAAAAA